This is a messenger RNA of Rubroshorea leprosula, 1653 nucleotides long. The record is from the annotation of a GenBank genome assembly. Lineage: Eukaryota; Viridiplantae; Streptophyta; Magnoliopsida; Malvales; Dipterocarpaceae.
CCAAAAGCAAUAUCACCUUCUUUCCCUCUGCAAUUCCUCUCAAAUCCCCCAAUUUCUCCAAUUAAUUAUGAAUACAUUUCAAUUUUGUAUGUGUUUUCGAGAGAAGAUUUUGGAUUAUCCCUGAUUGAUUGAUUUCGUUUUUCGUGGUUUCCAUCUGAUUAUUGUCUUCUGAGAUCUAAGCGGUUGUAAUUAUGGCGGCGGGGACAAUGGCGACGGCAGCGGGUGCAGCCGUGAUACUGUAUUUUGUGUUAAGUAGGAGGUUAGCGGCGAAAAGAGGGGGAGAGGGAGAGGAGGAGGAGGAUGGUUUGUCGAAAUCGAGUAGAUCGUUGAAGAGAAGGAUAGCGAGGCGGCCUGCUCAGGCGCCGGCCACGUGGUUUGAGGCGAUAGCUACGAUAUCCGAGACCUUGAGGUUUACAUAUUCGGAGACGCUCGGAAAAUGGCCCAUUGGUGACUUGGCUUUUGGCAUCAAUUAUCUCAUGAGGAGGCAGGGAAAUUCACAAAUUGCAACUGUGUAUGCAGGAAAUAAUUCUGUGGAGCUGAAGGGACCCGAAAUUAUCAGGGAGUUGAAUAGCCUCUUGAGGUUGCUGACUCUUUGUAUGUUUUUCUCAAAGAAGCCAUUUCCGGUUUUUUUAGAAGCUGCUGGUUACACUGAGGAAGAUGUUCUGCUUCAGAAGCCCAAAGCAGGGGUUCUAAAGCCCGCUUUCACAAUCAUACGUGAUAACGGUUUGAAGUGUUUCCUUCUAUUGAUUCGUGGGACUCACAGCAUAAAAGAUACACUAACAGCAGCAACUGGUGCAGUGGCUCCUUUCCAUCAUUCAGUUUUACAUGAUGGUGGGAUUAGCAAUUUAGUUUUAGGAUAUGCACACUGUGGAAUGGUUGCUGCAGCCCGUUGGAUUGCAAAGCUUAGUGCUCCAUGCCUGCUAGAUGCUCUUGGUGAAUAUCCUGACUACAAAGUUAAGGUAAAUGCUAUAUUUCUUCAAUUUAAAGAUAUUGCUGCUGUUAGCAUCUUCUCUUGUUACAGAAACAUGUCACAUUUUCUCUGCUUAUAUGUGAUGAAUUAUGCACUUGUAACUUCAAGAUAAACUUUAAAUGUAGACUUUCGUAUGAAAUAAUGAAUUAGAUGAGAUACCAUGUUCAACUUCUAAAGUAGUGUUUUGAGGUUUCUUUCCAAUUUACUGGAUUAACUCAACAAAAACAAGACAUAGGUAGAAAAUGAAUUGCAUUCAGCUGAAGCCAGUAGUUUUAACUGAUAAGGCAAUAAAUUCAGCUGAUAUGUUGAUUAGUCUAGUUUUGUGUGUGCCUCAUAUCUGGUUUUUUUGUUAUCUAUGGACUCCUUUUUCCUGCACACAUGUUUUAUUCGGAAUGCGUUGCAUUGGAAUUUCUGUGCUCUAGGUUGGUCUCUGUCUGUGAUCUUUGUAUCCAAUGUUUUGUUUUGGUUUUAGAUUGUUGGCCAUUCACUUGGUGGUGGCACUGCUGCGCUGUUAACAUACAUUCUUAGAGAACAAAAAGAGUUCUCCUCUAGCACAUGUGUGACAUUUGCCCCUGGUAAGGGUCCUAAAUUCUUGCUUUUUUAUGGAGGAAAAUCUCAACAUAAGCAUUUUAAGUUAGAAAAAUCAGAGGAAUUUUUGUAAUUAAGAAAUCUCAAUUUUGCCU